ACAAGUUUGAUGCACACGACUAAUCCUGUUUAAGUGAAUAUUAGUGGUGGAAUAAUUAUGGAUUUUUUUUAUUUACUCUCUCUCUCUCUCUCUCUCUCUGUGUCACUUCCACUGGACCCAACCAUCAUACCAGAAAUGACCAAUGAAAGGGAAGAAGCUCUGUUAUGUUCUGUUCUCUCUCGCCUAUUACAUUACCACAACAUCAGACUCUCUCUCUCUCCCUCUCUCUCUGUGUUGUAUAAGACAGUUGACACUCAAGAAAGAACUCAGCUGCUUCUGUUGUUCUGUUUUCCAAUGUUGUCAUCAGCAGAGGAACAGAACAGCCAUAGAGUGUUGUUGUCCGAUAGCAACAAGAACAAGAGUCUCGACAGAGUUUCUUCUUCCACUUCUUCACCAUCAUCAUCAACAUCCUCGUCUUCUUUACCCAUCUCUCAAGCCCAAUUCAAGCCACAACCCGCCAUGGAAGAGGUCUGGAAAGACAUAAACCUUGCUUCCAUCCACCAUCACGGCCAGAUCCCCCAUGAUCCCAGGGUCAGGACCCAACACCCAAACUCUAUUCUCCAAGACUUUCUCAACAGACCACAGAGCCAUGACCCACCGCCGACCAGACUGAGCAUGGGUUCUUCCAGCAAUGGCGACACUAGCACUGUCACUGCUCUGUACGGCUCUCCUCUCCCACCUCCUGCAACUGUUCUCAGCUUGAAUUCGAGCGCUGGAUUCGAGUUUCUUGAUAACCCAGAUCCUCAUCUGCAGAACCACCCUCACCUCUCCUCAAAUAUUUCCUCUCUCACCACCCCUUUUGAGGCUCUGGCUUCAGCUGGUCAGUUUGGUUUUUAUGGGAAGAAAAGAGGCCAAGAUUCUGAUAGUUCAAGUGACAGACGCCAUAAGCGUAUGAUCAAGAACAGAGAGUCUGCGGCUCGUUCUCGGGCUAGGAAACAGGCUUAUACAAAUGAGCUGGAGCUUGAAAUUGCUAACCUGCAGGCAGAAAAUGCAAGACUCAAGGGAGAACAGGAACAGCAGAGGAUGGCGGCAGCAUCCCAGCUUCCCAAAAAGAACACACUUCAACGGACUUCAACAGCUCCGUUUUGAAGGGGGGAAAAAAAGAAAAAGAAAAAUCUUCAAGUCCCUUUCUGUUUAUGGUUUUGGUGAUGAAGUGUGUUUCUCAUGAAUCAGGAAAAAGAAAAAAAGCUUGUACCUUUUUUUAGCUAUGACUAAGCAAAAACUUGCAGUUAAACCCAAGAUAUCACGGGGAAAGGAAGAUGUAAAAAUAUCUAGAAACAGAAAGAGUCAUUUCCAUU
Messenger RNA from Tarenaya hassleriana, 1298 nucleotides. RefSeq names its product protein FD-like. Gene Ontology annotation, cellular component: nucleus. Gene Ontology annotation, molecular function: DNA-binding transcription factor activity. NCBI's taxonomy places the organism in Eukaryota, Viridiplantae, Streptophyta, Magnoliopsida, Brassicales, Cleomaceae. The coding region runs from base 58 to 1089 and encodes 343 amino acids. Gene Ontology annotation, biological process: positive regulation of DNA-templated transcription. The record is from RefSeq and is a predicted model, not a curated record. The transcript has 3 exons.